Molecule: messenger RNA, 810 nt
Organism: Salvia hispanica
Lineage: Eukaryota; Viridiplantae; Streptophyta; Magnoliopsida; Lamiales; Lamiaceae
Product: homeobox-leucine zipper protein ATHB-12-like
Biological process (GO): positive regulation of DNA-templated transcription
Cellular component (GO): nucleus
Molecular function (GO): DNA-binding transcription factor activity, RNA polymerase II-specific; sequence-specific DNA binding
Source: RefSeq, a predicted model, not a curated record
AUGUCUAUCAAUAUUAAGAAGACCUCCAAAAACUCCAGGAGAAAAAGAUUUAGCGAUGACCAAAUCAAGUCACUGGAGACCACCUUCGAGACCGAGGCUAGACCGGAGCUACACCUCAAGCAACACCUAGCUAGCCAGCUUGGCCUGCAGCCGCGACAAAUUGCCAUAUGGUUCCAGAACAAGAGGGCUAGAUCAAAGUCCAAGCAAAUCGAGCAGGAAUACAGCGUGCUCAAGUCCAACUACGACGACUUAGCUCUACAGUUUGACGCAUUGAGGAAAGAGAAUCAAGCAUUGCUUACCCAGGUGCAGAAACUCAGAAAGAUGGCGGAUAACAAAGAUUGCGAGGAGAAUGAAAAGAAUCAAAUCAAAUUAGGAGCUACUGAGAUCCCGAGAUUGCUACUAGACAUUAAAGGAAAUGAGCUAUGCAUGCCAUCCUGCGAGGAACUGAACGGGAGAGUAGAUUACCUGGAGGAGGAGGCAGACGUUCUGAAUAUAGCUCAGAUUGCUGAAAGUUCCUUAGCAUCACCUGAAAAUGGAUGUAGCUUUGAGUCUUGUAAUUUUCUUGAUAAUACUGGCGGUAAUGCACAGUGGUGGGACUUCUAGAGUGAUUUACGAUAUAGAGUGAUUACGAUAUAGAGUGAAGAUACGUGUGAUAGAUUAGAGAGCAGAGUAUUUAGAACUAGGUUACAUAAACCAUACUGUAUACUUCUUCCAAUUUUGAUUUAUGUUUGCUGUAUGAACCCUGUGAAAGCCAUCUCAAAUUCUUGAGAUGGAUGUUCGUGAUCAUAAGGCAGAAUCCAGACUUAGCCA